Messenger RNA from Condylostylus longicornis, 6594 nucleotides. RefSeq names its product centrosome-associated protein CEP250-like. The coding region runs from base 1 to 6594 and encodes 2197 amino acids. Lineage: Eukaryota; Metazoa; Arthropoda; Insecta; Diptera; Dolichopodidae. The transcript has 7 exons. The record is from RefSeq and is a predicted model, not a curated record.
AUGACGCAAGAGCUUGAAGAGCUUCGAUCACGCUACACUGAGUUAUUGACAGAAUCCUCAGAUCUUCGAGGCCAACUGAGGCAACUUCAAGCCGUCCGAGAUGACGACAAUUCAAAACGACAGGAUCUAAUGAAGCUCCAUUCAUUGGCGAGCGAACGGCUUGAGGCGCAACUGAAAGAAAGGCAAGACAUAUCGGCACGAAUUAGCGGGGAACUGCAGAAAGAAAAAGGGCAAGUGACUCAAUUGCAGCGGACUGCUAGUGAACUUCAGAUGGAUCGGGAAGAAAUCGUAGCGCAAUUGAAGUCGGCUCAUAGCCGCAUCGCGCAGUACGAAAGCCGGAUAACUGCCAUGGCGGGUGCCAAAGAAAUGGCGGAAGAGGAAAAUGAGGCAUUGCUGCAGAGACGACGUGUUUUAGAGAGUGAAUUUGAAGCAGCAGCAGAACGUUCGAUGCAACUUGAGAUUGCUGUGAAGAACUUGGAGAUCGAGAAGGACCAGCUGUUGGUGAAGAUUAAGGAAACAGAGAAGAAAAUGGAUUGUCUGACAGAAGUGAACACGGAGCUUACCGCAGAGAAAGAGCAACUAUUGCUUGACUUAAAGCAAACCACAGAAAGUUUGGAGGAACUUAAUGCUGCGAAGAAGAAGGUCGAGAUUGAGAAAGAUCAGCUCUCGCAAAAGGUCAAAGAGGAAAAGCUAGAGGCUAAGGUCGAGAUUGAGAAAGAUCAGCUCUUGCAAAAGGUCAAAGAGGCAGAGGAAAAGCUAGACGUUGCUACGAAAGCGAAUGCCGAAUAUGAAACAGAAAAGCAGCAGCUGACUCUUCAACUGGAAGCAGCUACAGAAAGUUUGGAAGAACUUAAUGCUGCGAAGAAGAAGGUCGAGAUUGAGAAAGAUCAGCUCUUGCAAAUGGUCAAAGAGACAGAGGAAAAGCUAGACGCCGCUACGAAAGCAAAUGCAGAAUAUGAAACAAGAAAGCAGGAGCUGACUCUUCAACUGGAAGCAGCUACAGAAUGCUUGGAAGAACUUGAUGCUGCGAAGAAGAAGGUCGAGAUUGAGAAAGAUCAGCUCUUGCAAAAGGUCAAAGAGGCAGAGGAAAAGCUAGACGUUGCUACGAAAGCGAAUGCCGAAUAUGAAACAGAAAAGCAGCAGCUGACUCUUCAACUGGAAGCAGCUACAGAAUGUUUGGAAGAACUUGAUGCUGUGAAGAAGAAGGUCGAGAUUGAGAAAGAGCAGUUGUUAGAAACAACGAGAAAAUCGAAUCAAGAGGCCGCCUUGUACUCAGCAGAGGCAGACGAGAGAGUCAUGGCUUCAACAAACGCAAAUACGGACCUCUUGAAAGAGAAGGAGCAGCUGCUGGUACGAUUGAACGCAGCUACAGAAAGUUUGAAAGAACUUAAUGCUGCGAAGAAGAAGGUCGAGAUUGAGAAAGAUCAGCUCUUGCAAAAGGUCAAAGAGACAGAGGAAAAGCUAGACGCUGCUACGAAAGCAAAUGCAGAAUAUGAAACAGAAAAGCAGGAGCUGACUCUUCAACUGGAAGCAGCUACAGAAUGUUUGGAAGAACUUGAUGCUGCGAAGAAGAAGGUCGAGAUUGAGAAAGAUCAGCUCUUGCAAAAGGUCAAAGAGACAGAGGAACAGCUAGACGCUGUUACGAAAGCAAAUGCAGAAUAUGAAACAGAAAAGCAGCAGCUGACUCUUCAACUGGAAGCAGCUACAGAAUGUUUGGAAGAACUUGAUGCUGCGAGGAAGAAGGUCGAGAUUGAGAAAGAGCAGUUGUUAGAAACAGCGAGAAAAUCGAAUCAAGAAGCGGUCUUGUUUUCAGUCAAGACAGACGAGAGGGAGUUGGCUUUAGCACAAACGAAUACGAAGCUUACAGAAGAGAAUGAGCAGCUGCUAUUACGAUUGAACGCAGCUACACAAGGUUUGGAAGAGCUCCUCGAGGCAAAGAAGAAGACGGAGACAGCGAGCGGAGAGUUGAUGGAGAGGGUCGUAGAGGCAGAGAAAAGGAUAGAGAGUCUGACAAAAUCGCGUGCUACGCUGUUGACGGAGAAGGACCAGUUAGUGUCCGAUAUGAAGGAAGCUAUCGAGUGCUUCGAAGAGGUUGAGGCUGCAAGAAGAACCGUGGAAAUUGAGAAAGAUCAGCUCUUGCAGAAAGUCAAAGAGACAGAGGAACAGCUAGACGCUGUUACGAAAGCAAAUGCAGAAUAUGAAACAGAAAAGCAACAGCUGACUCUUCAACUGGAAGCAGCUACAGAAUGUUUGGAAGAACUUGAUGCUGCGAAGAAGAAGGUCGAGAUUGAGAAAGAUCAGCUCUUACAAAAGGUCAAAGAGACAGAGGAAAAGCUAGACGCUGCUACGAAAGCAAAUGCAGAAUAUGAAACAGAAAAGCAGGAGCUGACUCUUCAACUGGAAGCAGUUACAGAAUGUUUGGAAGAACUUGAUGCUGCGAAGAAGAAGGUCGAGAUUGAGAAAGAUCAGCUCUUGCAAAAGGUCAAAGAGGCAGAGGAAAAGCUAGACGUUGCUACGCAAGCGAAUGGCGAAUAUGAAACAGAAAAGCAGCAGCUGACUCUUCAACUGGAAGCAGCUACAGAAUGUUUGGAAGAACUUGCGAAGAGGAAGGUCGAGAUUGAGAAAGAGCAGUUGUUAGAAGCAGCGAGAAAAUCGAAUCAAGAGGCCGCCUUGUACUCAGCAGAGGCAGACGAGAGAGUCAUGGCUUCAACAAACGCAAAUACGGACCUCUUGAAAGAGAAGGAGCAGCUGCUGGUACGAUUGAACGCAGCUACAGAAAGUUUGGAGGAACUUAAUGCUGCGAAGAAGAAGGUCGAGAUUGAGAAAGAUCAGCUCUUGCAAAAGGUCAAAGAGACAGAGGAAAAGCUAGACGCUGUUACGAAAGCAAAUGCAGAAUAUGAAACAGAAAAGCAGGAGCUGACUCUUCAACUGGAAGCAGCUACAGAAAGUUUGGAGGAACUUAAUGCUGCGAAGAAGAAGGUCGAGAUUGAGAAAGAUCAGCUCUUGCAAAAGGUCAAAGAGACAGAGGAAAAGCUAGACGCUGUUACGAAAGCAAAUGCAGAAUAUGAAACAGAAAAGCAGGAGCUGACUCUUCAACUGGAAGCAGCUACAGAAUGUUUGGAAGAACUUGAUGCUGCGAAGAAGAAGGUCGAGAUUGAGAAAGAUCAGCUCUUGCAAAAGGUCAAAGAGACAGAGGAAAAGCUAGACGCUGUUACGAAAGCAAAUGCAGAAUAUGAAACAGAAAAGCAGGAGCUGACUCUUCAACUGGAAGCAGCUACAGAAUGUUUGGAAGAACUUGAUGCUGCGAAGAAGAAGGUCGAGAUUGAGAAAGAUCAGCUCUUGCAAAAGGUCAAAGAGACAGAGGAACAGCUAGACGCUGUUACGAAAGCAAAUGCAAAAUAUGAAACAGAAAAGCAGCAGCUGACUCUUCAACUGGAAGCAGCUACACAAGGUUUGGAAGAGCUCAUCGAGGCAAAGAAGAAGACGGAGACAGCGAGCGGAGAGUUGAUGGAGAGGGUCGUAGAGGCAGAGAAAAGGAUAGAGAGUCUGACAAAAUCGCGUGCUACGCUGUUGACGGAGAAGGAUCAGUUAGUGUCCGAUAUGAAGGAAGCUAUCGAGUGCUUCGAAGAGGUUGAGGCUGCAAGAAGAACCGUGGAAAUUGAGAAAGAUCAGCUCUUGCAGAAAGUCAAAGAGACAGAGGAACAGCUAGACGCUGUUACGAAAGCAAAUGCAGAAUAUGAAACAGAAAAGCAACAGCUGACUCUUCAACUGGAAGCAGCUACAGAAUGUUUGGAAGAACUUGAUGCUACGAAGAAAAAGGUCGAGAUUGAGAAAGAGCAGUUGAUGGAGGGACUUAAAGAGACAGAUGUUCGGGUGGCGAGUCUGACGUCAGGGAGUGACAAGCUUGCGGAAGAGAGAAAAGAAUUGCUCUCACAUAUCAAAACGACAGAAGAACUGAUUGAAAAACAGAAGAAGGAGGUGGAAGCUACUCGAAUGGAAAUGGAAACACGGACAGGCGAACUGCAACGACUCUUGGAAGAAAAAGAGCGGGAAUGCCUUGAAGAACGAGAGCGAUUUGAAAGAAUUCAGUUGGAGCUCAUCGAGGCUGGAAAGAUGCAGGAGACAACUUCAAAUGAAGUACUUCAAUACAAGUCUCAGAUCGAGACCACCGAAAAGGAAACAUCUGUCAUGAUUUCUCAAGCUGUUGCGACCGCUGAUGAGCUCAAGCAAGACAUCGAACAGCUGAGAAUUGAGAUUGCGAUGCGCGAGGAAGAGCUGAAGACAGAGAAGAAGUUAUCCGUGAAAGGAAAACUAGAACUGGAUAAACUCUGUGUUGAAUUGGAGCAGGCUAAAGACGCCAAUGCAGCGGAAUUGAAGCGUCUUCAUCAUGGCCUUAUAGUCCGAGAACAAGCGAUGGAAAAUCUGGAAUCGGAAAAGAAACGAUUAGAGGAACAAGCCAACCAAAUGGAAGAACUUCUGAAACAAAGCGACCAGGAGAAGAGCGCUCUGCAGGAAGAGCUCCGAUUGGAAAAAGUCAAAUGCACCACGCUGGAGAGUGGAAUAGAAGAUCUGAGGAAGGAAUUGGAGGAGGAAAAGGAAUCGCUGGCUGAAGCGAUUUUGCGUAGCGAGGAACUGGAAGAACGAACGAAGAAGCUGGAAAGCGAACUGAAGGAAAGAAACUAUCGACUAGACAAAAUAGCUGCAGAAAGCAAGGCGGCUAGGCAUGAGACAGCUUUGAAGGAAGGAGAAUUAAUUGCGAAUUCUGGAAUGCUCCAAGCGAAAACUUCCCGCAUGGAAGAGCUCGAACGAGAAGUGGAGGAGUUGGAGAAUGCGCUUGAAGAAAUGCGUGACCGGUGUGAAGAACUCGAAGAUGAUCUUGACAACAAGGUUCAAGAGUGCACGCAACGAGAGGAAGAAAUCCAAAAACUUCAAGGUGAUGUGGUGACGCUCGAAAUCAAUCUAUCGGAUCUAAAACUGGAGAAAAAGAAUCUGGAAGACGAACUGGAGGAAAUAGAGUGCGAUGCAGAGUCAUUGCGGACUGAAGUGGCGUUGUUGAAGACAGAAUCAAAUCAAUUGAAUGCAAGUUACAUGGAAGAGAAGAAAACCAUGACAGAGAAGGUUGAAGCUGCAGAGUGCGAAAUUGAGGAACUGAAGCGAAAUCACGACAAGUUGUGCGCGGAGUUGAAUGAAACGAUUGAAGGCUACGAACUCAGAUUGAAAGAGAAACAAGAUGAAAUAGACAAGGCGGACAAUCAGGCAGAAAGAACAAAAGAGGAAGAUCAUGAAGCAGUUCUCAUUCUCCAAAAAGAAAUUGAGAGGAUGGAAUCAGAUUUGGUGAAGGUCAAAGAGUUCCAGGCAGAUGCGAUGAAGUCGAUUCAGAUGUUGAACAGCAAUUCUGAAGUGGAAGAAGACAUUGAUGAGGAGUCUGGUGAUUUGGAGACAAUCAGAAAUGCACUAGAAGCAACUUGUUUAAGAGUUGAAAAAGAAAGAAAUGAAGCACAAUGUUUGAAGACAGAAAUUCUGACAUUGCAGCAGAAUCUUGAGAAUGAGAUAAACAUGAACAAGAAAAAUGGCGAAAAAAUCGAUAGACUAGAAGAAGAAAUAAAAAGAGCAAAUAAGACAUCAAAAAGAGGAAGCCUUUCUGAAAUAGAACUUCUUGGGAAUCCAGAUUGGGAAAAAGCGAGUUGUCAGGUUGGAGCGUUAGAACAGUCCGAAAAACCAGCUGGUGAUGAGCGUCGAGCAAAUUCGGAGUUGAUUGGAAAAGAAAUCUUGACAGCCUCAUCAUUGGAACAGCAGAGUGCAGAAGCAUUGACGUGUGGAAUAUCAAGUCAUCAAAUGAAUGAUUUGGAUUUCUGUCUAACUACUCAACAAGAGAAUGAAAAUAACGGCACUCCAAAAAUGACUGUUGAGCUGAGAGUUCCUGUAAUGUUGACUGUUGGUCUCACUUUGAUAGGCGUCAAGAUCGCAGCAAUAAAAGGAAUCGGGGCUAGGGAACUUGCCGAAGAAAGUAUCAGGGUUCUACAGGAACGGAUACAAGAGUUGAUGGAGACGCAAGAGCGUCUCUCUGUCCGUCUUCAGGAAACGGAAUUACUUCUCGAGCAAGUAAGGACAAAAAGUUUGAAUGCUGAAUUUGAAGUUGGCGAUCGUGCGCAUUUCGGUCAGAAUCGACGCGAAAACAACGCGAAGAGUGUUGACCCUCCUCAAUCGGAAGCCAAGCUUCAGCAGCUGGAAGCGAAGUUAGAAACAAUGGAGGACAAUCAGGAGGAGCGACUGGAGCAACUCAGGGAGGUCACUUCUGAGCUAGAGCAGUCACGGGGAAGAAUCGAAGAACUGAUGCAUGAGAUGGAAACGUCGGGGGAACGAGAACGCGUUUUGAAAGAGAAGGUUUCUGCAUUGAGGGAGUUGUUUGAGGAGACUGGGCAGCAGUGGGUUCGAAGUCUCGCGAAGAGGGAUCCACCACCGAGAGUGAGCGCAGACGACAACGUUCCAUCUGAGAGAGACGCUAGAAUAAGUGAUGCAAAGUCGACUGAAGAUGCACAGGGAGACGACCGCUUCGUUGGAGUAGAACAAUCAGCCGGAGAAGGUGAGCCAUGA